UCCGUCCGUCCCUGGAACGCACGAACGCGCUACGCAAGCUCGUUGCGGCAAUAAUGGAGAGCCUACAAGGAGGAGACGACGAGCCGCACGCGCUCCCCGGCUUCCCCUACUUCUCCGUGCCGUCGCCGCUCGCAGUGCUCGAUGCGCCGCCGACCCUAUCGCCGGAUGACAACCAGCACGGUGCCCUCGCCGCACUCCAGCAGGCGUGCAACAGCCUGCAGCAGCUUCCUCCCCUGCUGGCCCCUGAUCAGCUGGCGGCCGCCGCGACGGUGGCGCCGCCGUCGAUGAUUCUCCCGCCGAUGGUGGACUGGUCGUCGCUGCUCCAGCAGGCCGGCCUGAUGGUGGGCUCCCCGCCCGUGCCGGGGCUGCACCAGCAAGCGGCGGCCGUGCAGCAGCUGGACCAGAGCGGGGAGAACGACUGCGGCGAGGCCGCGGGGAGCAGCGGUGGCGGUGGCACUGGCAAGGAGAAAGCGCGGAUCAGCGGCGCCGGGAGGUCGUCGUCGUCGGGGAGGAAGAAGGUGAGCAGGCCGCGGUUCGCGUUCCAGACACGGAGCGCCAACGACAUCCUGGACGACGGCUACCGGUGGAGGAAGUACGGGCAGAAGGCCGUCAAGAACAGCGCCCACCCCAGGAGCUACUACCGGUGCACCCACCACACGUGCAAUGUGAAGAAGCAGGUGCAGCGCCUGGCCAAGGACACGAGCAUCGUGGUCACCACGUACGAGGGCGUCCAUAACCAUCCCUGCGAGAAGCUCAUGGAGGCGCUCAACCCCAUCCUCAAGCAGCUACAGUUCCUCUCGCAGUUCUAAUCGAUGCUCUAGCUUAAUUAGCUCCGGUGGCCAUUAAAUGCAUGAUGCACAAGCGGCCUCCAAAAGGGCAAAAGCAAACAAUAUAAUAUAUAUAGCUCACAAAAAUACACAUGUGUAAUUAAUUAAGUAAGCCAACUGUGUGGAAGGGGGAAGAAAAGGAGAAAAAUGUGCCUACCUCUCCCCAAUACUGCUGAUCACAUGUACAUGUUUAGAGGGAAACUGAUCGUAUAUAUAUGUAACCCUUUGUGUGUGUGUAUAUGUGUAACUAUAUAUGCACAUCCUGUAUAUCAAAUUUCAUAAAUAUCUAUAUGCUGUACAAAAGUAAUACAAAGUCAUUUCCAUUUCAAAUAUCA
Messenger RNA from Panicum virgatum (switchgrass), 1162 nucleotides. RefSeq names its product probable WRKY transcription factor 56. The coding region runs from base 54 to 809 and encodes 251 amino acids. The record is from RefSeq and is a predicted model, not a curated record. Gene Ontology annotation, molecular function: sequence-specific DNA binding; DNA-binding transcription factor activity. Gene Ontology annotation, biological process: regulation of DNA-templated transcription. Lineage: Eukaryota; Viridiplantae; Streptophyta; Magnoliopsida; Poales; Poaceae. The transcript is spliced from 2 exons.